CGACCGAGGCUAUCGAUAAGUGGCUUUGACGCUGAAAUGUGUUUCGUUCUCUAUUUUUAUCAAAUUUCAUUCGAAAUCUGUGUGUUUUGUGGGUAAAUAAUUCAUAAUGAGUUUAUAUAUGAUGAGAACAUUGUAUAUGUGAAUGUGUUUAGAAAUAUUGAACAUGAUAUAGUGGACAAAAGUCAGCUUAUUUACAGUCGCUUGGAAGCCGUGAUGUUUCGCCAUGACAGCUAACCUGUUUAUUGUCCGAAAUUCGUCAUCGUAUAAAAAACUAUAAACAAAGCGAUAGGUUAUUAUUUCCAUUCAUAAAUGCAACGUGAUUCAUGAUGAAUGCCGAGCAGCACACAUUAACUGUACCAGCAUCUUCAGCAGCUCCACCUGAUGAAGCAACACAUCCUGGUGCCCUUCAGAGACAUACAGGGACUCCAGCAGAUCUGCGUGUUGGCACAGCUGUUGCACUGUCCAGUGUGGCCAAAUAUUGGGUACUCACCAACCUAUUUCCAGGUCCAAUCCCACAAGUGUCUGUAUAUGGACUGCAUCCUCCUAGACCAUGUGACAGUGGAAAGCCUGGUGGAGGUCAGGAAGGUCUACCUCAGCAGCAACAGCAACAGCAUUGCCUGACGGGACCUCCGGGCAUUGGUGUGACUGAAACCAUGGCACUGGUUCCUCACCACCCUCAGCAUACCCACCCACAGCAAAUACCUGUGACAGCCGUUCAGGCGGCACUGACAACUACUGCUGGAGGUGUAACUACCCUGUCAAUUCCACCGCAGCAACAUCUUGAGGUAGCAGGAGCAGGUGGUGCAACAGCAACAGUUAUGUUGACAAGUGAGGAGGUAGACAAAGACAAACUGGACAAGGGGACAUGUACCACAGAGCGUUGUGGCGAGAACCAGGUGCACUGCCAAGUGCAGUGCGAUCUUCAGUUGGUGAAUGCAGCUGCAGUUGCAGCACAGACUCAGCAGCAAGCCAAUGAGCAGUUAGCAGCUCAGCAGCAGCAGCAACAACAACAGCAACAUCAGCAGCAACAGCAACAACAGCAACAACAGCAUCAGGCCAUGGCUACACAGCUAACUCAGCAGCAGUUGCAACAGCUGAACCAGCAGCAAGCUGCAGCUGCACACCAGGUUGCCUUGUCACAGCAACAUCAGCAGCAACAGCAACAGCAACAGCAACAACAACAACAUCAGCAUCAACAACAGCAACAGCCAGGGGCAGCAGGAGAUGGUACAGGACCUAUUGCUAACGGGGCAGCCAACAAUGUUAUGCAGGCCCCAGUACCUGCACCUUCAUCUUCACAGGAAGUUGGAACACAGAUGGAUCCAGCUGGAGUACCCCCUGUAGGACCUGAUCAACACCAGGUGAAAGAUGAGGUGAAGCCUACCAUCAGUGGUUGUGCCAAGGAUAUCCGCAAUUUGCCCAUGCCUGGGUUCCCAGUACAAGACAUCAAGAGUCACAUGAUGGACAUUCGCACUGCAGAUGGCAGCAUAGUUAAGAUCAGCACCCCAGGAAAUGGAGACCAGGAGCUAACUAAGACAUUGGGCGUGGAGAUGGUUCAGAACAUGUACAAGGUGAACGUGGAGGACAUCAAUCAGUUGCUAGCGUACCAUGAGGUAUUUGGAAAGCUGCAGAAUGAAAUGGCAGUGGCAGCUGGAACUGUGACUGCAGGUGCAGUUCUGCAGAGUCCAGGAGGUGUCAAAUCAUCCUGCAGUGAGGUUGGUGGCGCAGGAGGAAGCAAUACAGCCACAGCAAGCACUGCCACAUCCCCUGCUACCACAGCUGUUAUCACAGCACCAGGCACUCACAUCUGUGACAUAUGCAGCAAGAUCUUUCCUUUCCGGUAUCAACUUAUAGUCCAUCGGCGCUAUCACACAGAGCGCAAACCCUUCACUUGUCAGGUUUGUGGAAAAGCAUUCACAUGUGCAGCUGAGCUGAGCCGGCACGGUAAAUGUCACCUUGGCGGUAGCAUGUACACAUGUGCAGUGUGUUUUCAUGUAUUUGCCAAUGCCGCAAGUCUUGAGCGGCACAUGAAACGGCACGCAACAGACAAACCGUAUGGAUGCACAGUUUGUGGCAAGUCAUUUGCACGUAAAGAACACUUAGACAACCAUACACGUUGUCAUACGGGUGAGACACCAUAUCGUUGCCAGUACUGUGCCAAAACGUUUACUCGUAAAGAACACAUGGUGAAUCACGUGCGCAAACAUACUGGUGAAACACCUCACCGAUGCGAUAUAUGCAAGAAGUCUUUCACACGAAAGGAGCACUUUAUGAAUCAUGUCAUGUGGCACACAGGCGAGACACCACAUGCUUGUCAGGUAUGUGGUAAGAAGUAUACACGUAAGGAGCAUCUUGCAAACCACAUGCGCUCACACACCAAUGAUACACCUUUCCGCUGUGAAAUAUGUGGAAAGAGUUUUACUCGUAAGGAGCACUUCACAAAUCACAUCAUGUGGCAUACAGGAGAAACACCUCACCGUUGUGACUUUUGCUCUAAGACAUUUACUCGUAAGGAACACCUUCUCAACCAUGUGCGCCAGCAUACAGGAGAGUCCCCUCACCGUUGUGGUUUUUGCUCCAAGUCAUUCACUCGCAAGGAGCAUCUUAUUAAUCAUGUACGACAGCAUACAGGUGAGACACCAUUCCGCUGUCAGUAUUGCCCCAAAGCAUUCACUCGAAAGGACCAUCUGGUGAAUCAUGUGCGUCAGCACACAGGCGAAUCCCCCCAUAAGUGCCAGUACUGCACCAAAUCCUUCACCCGAAAGGAGCAUUUGACCAAUCAUGUACGACAACAUACAGGCGAGUCUCCACACAGAUGCCAUUUCUGUUCCAAAUCUUUUACACGCAAGGAGCACUUGACGAAUCAUGUGCGCAUCCACACAGGUGAUUCUCCACACCGCUGUGAGUUCUGCAGCAAAACAUUUACUCGCAAAGAACAUUUGACUAAUCACCUGCGCCAGCAUACAGGAGAGACUCCCCAUUGCUGCAAUGUUUGCUCGAAACCAUUCACCCGCAAAGAGCACCUGAUCAAUCACAUGCGAUGUCAUACUGGUGAACGUCCAUUUAGUUGCUCGGAGUGUGGCAAGGCAUUCCCACUCAAGGGUAAUCUGCUUUUCCACCAGCGUUCUCACAACAAAGGGGCAGCAGCUGAACGACCAUUUCGUUGUGACCUCUGUCCAAAGGACUUCAUGUGUAAGGGACAUCUUGUUUCACAUCGGCGCUCACAUUCAGGAGACCGCCCACAUGCCUGCCCAGACUGUGGAAAAACCUUUGUUGAGAAGGGCAACAUGCUUCGUCACCUGCGUAAACAUGUGGCUGAAGGAGGGGGUGCAGGUGCAGCUCAGCCACAGCCACCUCCACAGGGACAUCACCAGAAUCCUGCUGUGGCAGGACAUGGAGUUGUGGUUCCAACUACACAUCAUCUCCAACACCAUCCUCCGCCGCCGCCUCUACAGCCGCAUCCCACACAUACUGCUGUGGUUGUUCCCACGCCUAAUGGAGUUCUGACUUCAUUCUGAGGGACAAAUCUCUGACUGCUCUCUACUCGUUUCGACAUUACCGUUAGCUAGCUCAUAUGUAGCACUUGUGUUCAGGAUCGUCUCCUGCUGUUUUUGCUGAUCUGCUUAGUGCAGUGUGAUAUGUUAGUCAGAACGUGCAGCAUAUGGAUGGGAGUGGUCUCAUAUGUUCUGUACUUGCAGUGGGUGUAAGUCUUGGCCAGUGUUGCAGUCUCCACCAACUCCCAUUUGUUUUUAGUCCUUACAUAGAUGAACAUGGCCCUGCUGCUGCAGUGGGAAAACAAAGAGAAAAGGGAAAGUGAAAAAGAUCUAUAUAUAUAUAUAUACUUUUUGAACCUUGCCAUACAAGUGAAUUAUAACUUCUAUUAUAUCUGUACAGAAGUAGAGUUUAUUAUUAAUGUUUAAAAUCAAUUUUACACAUAGACGAUCAUUUCUUUCAUGUUAUAUGAAAGCUAGAUAUUGUACAUAUGAUAUACAAAUGCAGAAAUAUAUUGUAUUCUAUCUAGGCAAAAUGAGAAAGAAUAAUUUAAGAAACUAAAUAAUUUUAAAAAUAAUUAUAUGAUAUGGAAACAUCUUCACACCAUUACAUUUCCAAGUGCUGUAUUUCUAAAAAUAGUAUUAUUAUGUUAUGAUGGAAUUUUGAUGCUGUUCUCUAGGCAGUAGGUAGCGUUAGUGCAUGCUGCUGCGAUGAAUCAUCGAACUAGUUUAGUGCCAUGAUCACCACACUGUGUGCUGUGCUAUCAUCAUCAAUCUCUUCUAAUGUAUCUAUGUGUGUGUGAAGUGUGAAUGUGUGCAUUGUGUUUUGCUGUUGUGCUUCAUACCAUGGCUUGGAGAAGGGAGGUGAUAAUCAGAAUGGGAAGCUUGGCAGUUUACGUACUACCUUUCGUUAUUUUCAGUAUAGAAUAAUUGACCUCAGGAGAGUAUGAUAUCCCCACAUAAUGUGUGUUGCUCCUUAGUCCUUACUUGUCCCCUUGCUUUUGCUGAAGUCUAAUCAAUGUUCUUUACAGGGCAAUGAUUGUACAGGAUUUGGAUUUAUACAAGGCUGAAAUGGAUAACAUUCAGAAACAGUUUCAGUGCUUCUUAAUGUUUCGAUCUGCACCAUUUGUCUUCAGAUUUAUUUUCGAACACAAAUCAACUAUUUGGAAGCGUUCAUUUGGGGUCUAUUCUACCAGACUUGUUCCUUGUUUUGUGUAGUACAGUACUUAUAGUAGGUUGGUAUAGUUAGUUCAACCAUAGUUAAUGUGAAUGGAGGAGUACACUGUGAUACUUCACAGCUGUGUGAAUUAAAAAUUUAUAUCUUUCAGUAAAACAGGGCUAGAAUUGUGCAUUCUGACAUGGCUUCAGACAGUCUGUGAUCUGAAAUUGGCCCAUUGUCAGAGUUUUAUAUGUAUUAAAUCUAAUCAAGACACUUAACUUGGUUUAUUCAUUAGUUUCAGCAGAUAAUUUUCUCAACAUUGGCCUCAUGGGUCUCCAUGUAUGAGCUGAAUGCUCUCAAGCUUGGUUUUGGAAUGAUUUUUUGUUAGAAGUCUUUCUUUUGCUCUUUGAAAUACCUUUUGUAUGUGUGUUGGGUGACAGUUUGGCACUUGACAUUUCUUCUCUAGUACUGCAUUGUUAGUAACAAAUUAUAAAAGCCAAAAUAUAUAGAUUGUUUUCAGUAUAAAAAAGCUGAAGUUUUGAUUACUUAGAUGAUCCUCAUUUUUUUAUCUUUAUUCUUUGCAUCCUGUUGUGUUAUAGAAUCACAGUACUCGGGCUGACUGCACAAAGGUGACUUUACUGUAAAAUAAAAGAGUUGACAGUGUGAGAAUUCAUUUAUUAAUCCUGAUACUAUUGUAUGUUUUAUUUUUAGGCCUUAAUUUAUUAAUCCUGUUACUGUUAUAUGUUUUAUUUUUUAGGCCUUGAUUAUAUUUCUUUUUCUAGAUCUUUAUAAUAUUUUCUGUCUUCGGGUAAUUUUAAUGGUUAGUCAUAAAUUUCAAAUAUUAAUUACCACUUACAUAACAAGCAGCAGGAAGUAUAUAAUUUGAUUAGACCAUGAAGGUAAUAUGAGGGCUUCCCGUUCUGGUUUCUUCUCCUAGUCUUACCCAGGUAGACAUUAUGCAAACAUCUGUUGGAAUUCUGUUGUCAUAAGCCAAACAUUUGGACAACUACAGUGGGAAGAAAUUUUACACUGUAUCUUAUGGAAAGAUGAUUUAGGAAGUAAAGUUUUUUUAAUAAAAUAGAGGAAUGUGUGUGUAUAUAUAUAUCAGUCAUUAAGUUUAGUUGGAGUGGCAAAUGCACACAAGUGAUGCAGUCUUGUGAGCAUGAGCUAGUCAGAUCAGCUUCAUGGCAGCUUCUUACCUGGUUCCUCUUGAUCUGGUAUGUGUUGAUGGCGGUUGUUUUCACACAACUUUGAUUUUUGCACUUCAGCACUUGCAGAUACAGGAGCACUUCAUGUUGCAACCUCCACUAAGACAAUAGAUCUUGAAUUGUUCCAUUCCAGUUUCAAGCUACCAAGAGUGAGUGUUAGUAUGAGCGCAUUGAGAACAAGAAAACAAAAGCUUUAUUUUUUAUUAGUAGGUAACGUGUGAGAAUUGCAAGGCAGUGACCUGCAACAUUAUUAUGAUGAUAGCUUAUACUGUAUGAAAAAUAAAACUUUGCACUGACAUCUUAUUUGGCAGUAAAAUGAAAGACUUACUUUCAUGUUUCUAUGAGUGCAUAUGUAGAGAUCUGUAACAGAUGCAUAUAUUUUCUGUUUAAGUUUUAGAAUUGUGUGGUUUGUGCUGAAUUGGGAUACAUGUUUUGGGACAACUGUACAGGAAACAGUACCUUUGAGUUAGUUAUAGAACUAUAUAUAUAUAUGAUAUUGUUGAUCCCAGAAAUCUGAAAGAGUAUAAAGUUGGAAGCAAUUGCAGUGGAAAAAAGGUCCAAUGAAAAUAGAAAUUUUCUUAAAAUGUAAGGUGUCAUAAAAAUAUUAUUAUUGAAAUGUUGAAUACUUGUGAAGUAGAGUGCAUUGGUUGGUUGAUAGAAUGAGGCUAACUCAGUUCUGUAAAAGAAAUUCCAACAUUAUUAGAAGCCCCAUGCUUAGUUACACAUUUGAAUAAUACUACAGUUUUUUUUUAUAUUACUGUUGAAAAGACAGAAUUUAUGGGGUUCACAUAUAUGACUACAUGUGUAGUUUCAUGUAUUAUGUAUUUACUUUGUAUUCUGGUUCUCAUGCCUUCAUUUGCUGGCCAACUACUCUAGUCAUCAUGCGUGAACAGAAACUGUGACUUCUAUUUACAAGAUUGCUCUGAUUCAGUCAUGUGUAUUAUAUGCCCUUGUAUUCUGCUCAGUUUUGUGAUGUAACAGUUUCAGUACUGGUACACAUAUUUGUUAAAUUUUUAACAGUGGUGGUGGCAGCAGGGAUGCAGACAAAACAGGCUUGUGUUUCUUGCACCAGAAUUAGGAAAACAGAGGAAAUGUUCAGUCACCAUGUUUUUAAUUUGAACAGGGAAUAUAUAGGAACUUAAUAAUCACAUUACUUGCCCUAGAAUAUAAGGUACUUACAAAUUCAAGCUACUACUUUCCAACUUUGCAUACAUUCCUGUAGUGCUGUAGUAAAUUGUGCUUUUAAUUUGUAAUAUAUCAGUUACAGUUUUUGUUACAGUCACCGUAUGGUCUGUUUUUUGGACCUGGGAAGUAUUUGUUGAGGCAUAAACUUUAUUUAACUUUUUUAUGGUGUCCAGUUGCUAUAAAUGAAAUUGUUAUUUUGAGAGAUACCAUAUUUGGAUAUGGCGGUCAAGAUCUAAGAAGAAAAGACUUCUUUGACAAAGGUCUCAUAUUUGAGAUUGGCCAGAGGCAGUGCAGACUUCUUCUUAGUUCAUAUGCCAAGAAGUAAUAACAAUAUUAUUACUUAAUUUAGUUACCUGAAAAUCAGAUACCAUUAUUUUAUGUAUUAUGUGUGAAAUACCUUGAAUUUUACAUCAAAUUUAUAUUUACUUUAAUGUAAACCUUUGAGAACAUUAUCACUUAAUUUUAACAGGCAUAGACAGUUACAGGAUUAAUGAAAUAAUUUUCAGGAAUAUUUUUGUUUCUCUGCAUUUGUUAUUAGUAGGGUUAAACGUAUUAUUUUAAAUUAUGUAAAUAAUUUAUAUAAUUAUUGAAUGUAUUAUCAAUUAAUUAUACAGUAUGUAAUUCAGUUUUCUGUUUCCCUGAUGAUGCAGCCUGGACCACUUGGUCAAAAUGUAAAAUUAGCCAAGUUCGACAGAUCUUUUCUGAUCUAAGCAGAACAGCAGUGAUGUGAUGAAAAGAGUGUGAGGGGAAGUGAAUGUGGAAUUUAAAAACAAUUUCAGUUGGUACAUAUUAUUGGAAUAAUAAAUACAAACAUCAAUAAA
Cryptotermes secundus is the source of this 7864-nucleotide messenger RNA. RefSeq names its product zinc finger protein 665. The transcript is spliced from 11 exons. The record is from RefSeq and is a predicted model, not a curated record. NCBI's taxonomy places the organism in Eukaryota, Metazoa, Arthropoda, Insecta, Blattodea, Kalotermitidae. The coding region runs from base 324 to 3518 and encodes 1064 amino acids.